Molecule: messenger RNA, 339 nt
Organism: Ustilaginoidea virens
Lineage: Eukaryota; Fungi; Ascomycota; Sordariomycetes; Hypocreales; Clavicipitaceae
Exons: 2
Coding region: 1-339 (112 amino acids)
Source: RefSeq, a predicted model, not a curated record
AUGACUGCAGAGGGCGACGCUCUUUAUUACACCUUUCGGAUCUUGGCCCAUUUCCAGCGCCGUGUUUAUCAAACAGUCCCGUCAUCCCCGCACGCGAAAGCCAAACAAGCAGAGCGAGAUGCGUGCACUUGCAUCUACUCCGGACAAUCCGACGCUGGACAUCUGAAGGUGCUGAGAACGAGUCCGCCAAUUCUCAUGUGUUUUGCCAUUUCAACGCAACUCUCUCGUCUCGAUAGCUAUCCACAAGACGCGGUAGGACAAAUCAAGGAAAAGACACGGGCUAAGGGAAAAGCCAAACGCCGAAAAAAAAAAAUCUGUCGCAAGGACAGGAUCAACUAA